Cladocopium goreaui is the source of this 8334-nucleotide messenger RNA. NCBI's taxonomy places the organism in Eukaryota, Dinophyceae, Suessiales, Symbiodiniaceae. The record is from the annotation of a GenBank genome assembly.
AUGACAGAGGUCCUCGGGCAAUGUGGCUCAAAUUCAUGGGAGGUUUUCCGAGAGUACGACUACAGAUCUUCUAUGUCGCCCUCUACCUAUGAUGUUGCACGGCGUCUUCUUUAUUCUAUUGUCACAGUGCGCUUGCCAGCUCCGGCUGAUCCUUCAAUCAGGAACUAUAUCCAUGCCGUGAAUGCUUUGGAGUCGCGACCGGAAUUUGAUUAUGACGUUCGGUUAGAUCGUAUGCUUUUCAACUCCGUUUGGGACUUUGCGCAGAGCCGCAUGGUGGCUUUGUCUCUUUCAAAUUGGGGUGGCACCCUGGACUUCAGUGUCGAUGAGAUCGUUGCCUCUGGAGAUCUAGUGCGUGACGGCAUGGCUUCUGCAGAGGGCCUUGGCACUGUAGACAUCCUGUUCGGUACCUACUACACAGUUGUCCCAGCAACAAUUGAAGGCUCCACACAGGUUGUCCAUAUCAUCCUGGCCAUCGAUAUUGACAUGAGGCGCGUCAUCACUAGUGUGCGCCUGCCAGUGACACUGGUUAACAUCCAGAUCAACUCGCUGAACCAUGAACUCUAUGGAGCAGGUGCUGACUACUUAAGCGGACAAUACGCCUACUAUCACAUUUGCACCUCGGAGAAUCUGACCCAGACGGUGAACAAUGUCACAACCAGACAGAUCUUAGUAGACUGCACACUUACGGAGCUUGGAGAGCUUCCAGCAGAGGUGAACCACCUGUACUUCCAAUCAGCUGCAAUUGACCAUCAGACCAACUACGCAUGGUUCACCUAUAAGGAGGCUUCGGCAACUGGCCGUCCGCGUAUCUUGGAGUACCACCAGACCAGCAGAGACUAUGUUGUUUGGCCCCAGGAGAGCCUGCCAGAGAAUGCAGUCUUCUCCUCACUGAUCCAAACAGCCCCAAGGAUCAUCUUCACUCUCUUUCCUCCUCGUUUGCUCUAUGCAAGAUUCAACACGGCUGGAACGAAAAUCUUUCUGGCCUUCGACGCGGCGACUUUGCGUGGUGCGAUCCCUAUUGACACCAAUUCGGAUGACAUUCCGGAUUCCUUCAAUGAAGCGGACAAGGCGACCAGAGCACCGUGCGACCAGUUUAUAGACCAGUUCACCAUGACUCUGAUCCCUGGAAGCAUGUGCCAGUGGACCAGCGAUGCUGAUUUCUACAUUGAGGUUGCCCAGACGUCUGUCAUUGCUCCUGGAGACUUGGCCCGUAUCAAAGCGGGAACGGUCUAUCGGGGCGAGCAGCUUCCAUCUGGAGUGUAUCAGUUCUCGCAGCCGUCUUCUGACUUUGUAGUGGUAGAAGCCCCGCUCACAAUACCAAAUCCCGUCGCUGAAAUUGGCGGCAUGACGUUCAUCGAUGUGUGCACAGAACUCACGCUGGAUGGCACGCAGUCACGGGACCAUGGCUUUAGAGGAUCCUUCACAUGGGCAUUGGUCCCCACCAUCCCCGAGCAGCCUGAGCCGCACCUGCGUCAGCUGGAAACAAUCAUCGAUGAUGCCAUGGCUGCAGCACUUCCAGUUGCUGCCCAAGUCCUGCGGAUUCCCUCGUAUACGAUGCAGGAAAACACGCUGUACAACUUCUCAUUGACCGUGCAGUCCUUUUGGGACCCGUCUCUGACUGACACGACAUACUUCAGUGUUUCUAUCUCCGCAGCUCCUGUGCCACCUAUGGAAAUCUUUGGCCCAUCCACCCGCGAGCAAAAGGUGGAAGAGCCACUGAGCCUCGUGUCAGAGAUUCUCAUGGACGGGUGUUUGGAGAACUUUGGGAGUGGUAGCUUCGACUAUGAGUGGAGAGCAUGUAAAAGGUCAGAAGCAAUCUUGGUGCAGGGAAGUACACUGGGCUGCAAUACGUGGGGAAGUGGCAUAGAUCAGACGAAAUUUUCCGGGGUGUCAUCGCGCUCACUGUAUGUGCUGCCGUUCGGACUCGACCUACUUGAAACCUACAUUUUCACAAUGUAUGGCCAGGUGACUGUAGCGAAUGGCCCCUCCGAAUUAACGCUCUCAAAUGUGGUGAGCGUCGAGGUUGAAGCAGUUCUUGGAAGCAUUCAUGUGUUCUACUACGGAGGAAAUGGCUUUUCAACCAGAAGGGAUCGUGAGAUUGUGGUGGAUUUCUCGCAAUCUGUGGAUGACUCCGACCCAGCUCGGCGCUGUGAAUUGAUUCUAGACGUCAGGUUGCGGAGGGACAUGGCAGAGCUGGAGAACGACAGAGCUCCAGUGAAAAAGCGGAAGAUCGAGGAUGCCGGGCUGAACGUGGAUCACAUCCUGGACCAAUUGCUGAAUGUCCGUAAAAGGCCGCCCAUGAACCAGACAGUUCGGAUUGACGAGGAAGUUGUCACGAAUUUGUGCAGGGUAGCACUGAACAUCUUCAGCAAUCAGCCCAUGCUUCUGGAACUGGAAUCUCCUUUGAACCUUUGUGGGGAUAUCCAUGGCCAGUUUCAUGACCUGCUUCGAAUCUUUGAUGCUAGAGGAUAUCCUCCACAGGAAAACUAUUUGUUCUUGGGGGACUAUGUUGACAGAGGGAAGAGAAGCCUGGAGACAAUUUGCCUUCUUUUUGCCUACAAGGUCAAGUAUCCAGAGAACUUCUUUCUCUUGCGGGGCAACCAUGAGGCACCUUCAAUUUGCAGGAUAUACGGAUUCUACGAUGAGUGCAAGUCGCGCUACAGCAUCAAGACUUGGAAAACUUUUUGUGAUGUGUUCAAUUACAUGCCAGCCUGUGCCCUCAUUGCAGACAAGGUGAUUUGCAUGCAUGGUGGACUCUCACAAGAUAUGAUGGAUGCAAACGUGGACUUGCGGAACAAGAUCAAUGCUAUGCAGAGGCCGGCCGACAUUCCAGACCAAGGAUUCCUUUGCGACCUGCUUUGGUCAGAUCCAUCUGAGAACACUGUCGGCUUUGGACCGAAUGACCGUGGCGUGUCGGUGUCCUUCGGUGUAGACACAGUCAACCAAUUCUUGAAGCUCCAUGACUUCGACCUGAUUGUAAGAGCACACCAGGUGGUGGAGGAUGGAUAUGAGUUUUUUGCACAAAGAGGACUUGUCACGAUCUUUUCAGCUCCGAACUACUGUGGAGAGUUUGACAAUGCCGCUUCCGUUCUCCACAUUGAUACGGACUUGAAAUGUGGAUUCUCCGCCUCAUUCUCAGAAUUCUCAGAAUUCUCAGCUUUGCGCAGCUGCGCAGCUACCUCUGGCUUUGACGUGAAUCAGUUCUGCCUGGCAAGCACCACAUCCUUGAUCUUUCAGCCCAACCUCUUUGAACCGGGCAGCUAUGUUUUUGUCACCAAUGCAUCCAAAGUCAUCAGUGGUGUGGAACGGGUGACUUCAACCAGUCUUUACGUCACGGUGCUGGCUGGUUCGGAAGUGGAUGCAGGGAGGAACCCGCUGCUGGCCGUCUUCUUGGACAGUCCUCAGGCUUUGCCAGUAUUCCCUGGCUCCACCAUUCGAUUGCGUGGAGAGGUCACGAACCCACAGAACGACACCACCUACUCUUUUGCUUGGUCAGCUUAUCGCUUUGGACUGAACCCGCAGUACAACUCGGAGACGGCAUCCGUGGAUCCAAACUAUGCUGUACAACAAUAUGCAUGGGCAGAACUUUCAGCUGUCGAGUUCAACAUCUCCAACCAGCAAGAGGUCAGAACUCCAUCAGACUCCAACUAUUUGGUCAUCGCACCUGAUGUCCUCUGGCCGGGAGUGACCUACAAGUUGCGAAUCACAGCGCUGGAUUCUUUCAUGCAAUCCCAGGAGCUCCAGGACGCCAGUGGAUAUGCUGAGUACACUUUUAGAACAACAGGCCUGCCGCCAUCAGGUGGUGUGAUGACUGCGUCCAACCUAUCCGGCAAUGCCCUGGAGACAGAGUUCCUGUUUAGCAUGACUGGCUGGGGAAGCGAAGAUCGUCCUCUGCGUUACCAGUUCAGCUACAUCCAGGACUUUGAGUCUCAAUUUGCAGAGCCUGUUGAGCUGACCAUUGCUUUCUCCGACCGCAACUUCAUCAAGACAAAGCUCCCCCAGGGUCUGGUGGGAAGCCAGAACCUGUUGAGACUCGUCGGAACCGUGAAGAGUGCUGUGGGCGCUGUUGCGACUGCCUAUGUGGAUGUCUCCGUGAACCCACCAUCGCAAGCUGCAAUCGACAGCUUAGCGGCAGAGGUGCCCAAUCUCGACCCAGAGACGGCCAUCGUCUACACAACUCUGCUUGCAGAAACACCUGCUAGGACAGCACUUCAGGCCUUCAGGUGUACUUAUUUGGUGGUCAACGCUGUGUUGGUGGCGUAUUUGUUGCGCAGCUGCAUCGGCAUCGAUGUGGCUGGAAGGAACUGCUCACUUCUGGUCAGAAACCUCAAGCCAGAGGACAGCAUUGUGCGGUCAUGCCUGCAAGAAUUGGGGGCUUACCGCAGUACCGGUCAGUCGAAGAUCGUAAGUUUGGGCACUCGAUGUCCGAAAGACUCCAGCAGUUUGGGCGGAGGUGAGACCAUUCAAUGGCCCUCCAUGUGCUCCGCGCAGCUUUCCACCAAGAAACUUCCAGGUCCUGACAAAGUUCUUGCUCAGUUGGUGGCUGUUCAUCAUCACGAGGUUCAGGCUUUGAGGCGGCAGCUUGACCAAGUCAUUCUCCCCGAGGCGACUGGCUGCAGCGACGUGGCAGAAGAGGCCGUUGGCGAGGCUCUGCUGAGCAGACCCUCGUUCUGCAGGGCUCAGUCAAAACUGGGCUUUGCAGAUCCAUGGGGUCCGCGCUCAGAACAAGAACCAGCAGUUCUUCCAUGCGGGGAGAUCACAAUUGAAGCCUUGGAGACAGAUGAAAGUGUGCAUAGUGUGCGAAGCGAUUUGGCGGAGGAGACGGGCAACAAUGAUGAGACAAUGCGGGCGCCAGCUCAGGAAAGUAGAGUGGCAAGACUGAAGCAGGCACUCCAGCAGAACGUUGAGCAGGUUGGUCUCAAGAGGAAAAGCAGGAAAAGGAUCCUAGCAUUAUCUCGCUCUCUCACCAUUGAGACCGAGGGCAAGAGUGAAAUGAGCUUGAAGCGCAUAGUCCAGCAUCCCGUCUUCGACAGCUUUGCCGCAGUGAUGAUCAUCUUGAAUUCUUUCCUGAUGGCAUGGGAAGCCGAGACACUGACCAUUUCACUGACGACGCCCGAUGUGUUGUCAAAUUUGAUGCUGGCCUGUAAUGUCUAUUUCAUUUUUGAGGUCAUUUUGCGCCUCUUGGGUCUUCGACGGCGUUUUUUCACUGAAGAAAGCAGGAGUUGGAACUUGUUUGAUUUGGCACUCGCAGCUCUGUCAUUGAUCGAUAUGCUGCUACUGUACAAUGAUGAGCAAGUGCGAGCGACAAAUGUGGUUGCUGGAGUCAAGACAUUGAAGAUGCUCCGAAUAAUUCGAGUCUUCCGAGUCUUUCGCUUCUCUUCAGCACUUGCCCGUGUAGCUCUGAUGAUAGUAGAUUCAAUGAAGUCGCUACUUUGGGCCCUUAUCAUGCUGGCCAUUGUUGUGUACGUGUUUGCGAUCUCUUUGACCACUGGUGCCGCUGACUGGUCCAAAGCUGUGGUUGGGGUUGACAAUCCUGCAUGGCUUGAGUUGGUUGAAGCAAGCGCAGAUCCAACGCUGGUGCAGAUGCACAAGCGCUUUGGAUCUUUGGCCAAGACAGCGUACACCUUGGUGCAGGCCAUGCUCGGUGGCAUCAGCUGGGGUGAGGUCUCAGAUUUGCUAAUGGAGAUCGAUGUGAUCUCCCCUGCACUUCUCCUCCUGUAUGUUGCAUUUACCAUGCUUGCAGUUCUCAAUGUGAUCACAGGAGCCUUUGUCGAUAAUGCCUUGCAGUUAGCAAGCCAACAACGUGACUUUCAAAUCGAAGAGCAGAUGGAGACAAAGGAAGAGUAUAUCCGCCAGAUCAAGGCACUCUUCAAGACCAUUGAUGAUGAUGGAUCGGGCGAAGUAAGCCGUUCCGAGUUAAGGGAAAUGCUGGAAGAUGCAACUCUGGCUGCGUACUUCCGUGUUUUGGGCUUUGAUACAAACGAUGCGGACAUGUUGUUCGACUUGCUGGACACUGAUGAGUCGGACUCAAUCAGCAUGCAGGAAUUUCUUGAUGGCUGCACUCGACUGAAAGGUUCUGCGCGGAGCAUGGACGUCCAUGCAGUUCUGGCAGAAUGCCGAAGAAUUCGAAGAACGCCUAGUCCCAAGACAGUCAUAUCCAGCCGACCUUUUAUGGCAGCGCAUGGCAGCAGCAUUGUGAUUGCUGGGGAAGCUGCAGGCCACUUGACCCUCUGGGUUUUACAUUCUGGUCGCUGGUACCAAGUGCCCGCAGCAGGUGCCCCAGCGUGGACCGGGAACUUCGCGGCAAUUCUCUGCGGCGAAUGUAGCAAGGCUUCUCAAAACAAAGGAAACAAGCUCUUGGUCUUCGGAGGUGAAAGUUGCGGAACCGGUCGAGGUCACAACUCGCUUUGCAGCGGAGGACUUUGGUCUCUGGAUUUCAUUCUGCAGCCCUCUGCGAUCCUGCAAGGGACACUCAGGCGUGCAUUGCAGGGUUCAAGAAGAGCUGCCUUGCCAGAGGAGGCAUUUGAGGCCAUUGUGGCCUUUGCAAUGGGGCACUAUCUGGAUGUCAUGGUGACCGAGUCUGUGGAUUUGAACCUAAUCAAAGCAGAUGGCUCUCUGGGUUCCUCGACCUCCAUCGAUAUUGCUGGUAGCUUGUUCACUGCAAUUGAUGCCAUCAUGCCUGGUGUGGUGCCUUCCCAGAAUGCAACGGCUCGACGGUUGGAGGGAGAGCACUUCGUGGGUGGAAUGGUCCUUGCAGACUGGCCAUUGCGGCAGUUGCAGAGUGUGGAGACAAGAACUUUCGAAGAAAUGUACAACCACUUCCAGAGUGCGAAUGUCGUCAUGGGUAUUCUGGCUUUGGUCAUACACAAACAGCUGUAUCCUGCAGAGGUGCCGCUUAGCUUUUUUCUCCCUGGCCAAGACAUCUAUCUAGGAAAAUCGUUUACAAAUGUGACAGUGGAGAACAUUGCACCUAUCACUGAGCUGUUUGACGUUCCAAGCCUAGAGAGACCUGGCAUGCCGUCCCAGUACAACUACAGAUACAUACAGUUCAAGAAAUUUCCCUAUGAUUUCCUCGUCAUGCCCGGCAACCAGACCCUGGGCCCACCUCCACCUGCGAACGAGACCAAUCCUGAAGUAGCAAGUUUAGUGCCAACCCAAGUCGUCAACGCAAGCGAGAGGCUUUGGCACGCAGUCUUGCUGACAGUCACCGAUGAGGACGGCAACGAGAGCCUGAUUGAUAGGUCUUUGGUGAAUGCAACUUUUUCGAUGCUGCCAAAGAUUGCAGCGUACGAUUCUUCCAGCUAUGGCAAUGUGCUGAACCCAUCAACUUGCUACUGGGUGGACCUUGCGAACGGCAACUUCAGUGAAGCUGCGUUUGACUCACGGGGCUCAAUCUUUAGCGAGGACUCCUGCAUUACGAUGCAUACUGACUUCUUUGCGAUUUUCGCGGAUGAUCUUGCAGCUCAGCUCGAAAUUGUUCAGCAAGAACCCGGAGAGUUCCUGAGCCAGUAUGAUGAGGAGUUCACAACAACGGCCAAUGUGGUCACCGCUACCUUGGUACUGGUUGCAUGCGCUGGUUUCGUGAUGGUGUCAGUCUAUGUGGAUGAGCACGAUGCAGCCAACAAAGUCACACCGCUGGACAGCCUGAAAACACAAGUGAUCGAUCGGCAGGAUCCCAAAGAAAAAGUGUUGGGCACACUUUUUCAAUCAAUGAGGCGAAAUCACCUAGUGAUCGGCUGGAAUUAUUUUCACCUGAAGCUGACCCGGGUUCGUCGAGCCGGCAUAUUCAUCACUGCAAUUUUUGCAACAGAGGUGGGAAAUGCAUGGAAUUGCAUGGAAAUAGUGCGAAUGUUCAUCGAGCUUCAAAUCCAUGAGAUGCUUGUACGGCUUGGACGUCAGCUGUGCAUCCUUCUGUCGUUUUGCAUAUUUCUUUGAGACCAUUUGGCUAGAUUAUCGCGUGGUCAUCCGACCUUUUCCCAAUGGAAGAUGUUGUAUUUCAUUCUAGCCUAAGCAGCCCGGUGCAGACCCUUCCUGCCCCUGGCAACGCUAAUUAACCCAGGCCCUUGCAGUUCUGCAGCAUUCCCUCUUGGCCUUCAAGGUAGGAGCGGAGAUUUUGCAUUUUCCACUCAGCAGCAUCAUGUUUUUGGGAAAAUUUGAGGGAAUAAAAAGGUGCGGCAAGGGCAGAGAGUUGUAGCGGACAUUGACUCAACCUUAGGCUGGGUUAGGGCCGAGAUAGGGGUCAAUUUGUUUUUCUGGAUCAAAAAAAUAUGCUGGAUCAUAAAAAAUAAUCCGGAUCAAAAAAAAUAAAUGUUAUAUGUUUGAAUAGGAAAGAAG